CUCAUCAACCAAACCUGCUUGGCACGCUCUUAUACUACGUUGCCGCCGUGCGGAAAUUUUUUUUUUUUCUUUCCCUUCGAGAAGGGAAGCAGAAGGGGAGAAGAAGAAGAGGACGAGGCACGCACACGCCGCGCUAUCGUUCUCUAUUGGCUCGGGCGGAUUCAUCUUUCUCGUCUUCCUAAACGAUCCCCUUUCUCGCUACGAGGACGAUCCACCUGGCGAACACGGCGUCCCCGUACAUAUUUGAUCCUCUUUCUCUGGUCAACAAUAGCUAUUUGUUGAACACUGGGCCAGAUCCCAGCGCCGUCUCACGAACCCCGUCACGCGCGUCAACGUGCACACCCCCGCGAACCCGACAUCGUUCCCAAGAACUUGCAGGCCCGCGGCUGGCUGCAUGUGAACACGACUGUUCCUACCUCUCCCUCUUCCCCUCUCCAAAAGGGAAAGCUAUCAUGUCCGACGAUGGGUUACAGAUCCGACGGCCCAUUCCCAGGCGCCCGUUCGAGAUAGGCGUGUUGAGUGCCACGCCCCCAUACGAUGACUACUCCCCGCCCCCGAGCCCUCCCCGGCCCUUCCAGUACCACGACGAGCAAGAGGAAGAUGGGGAAGAUAAUGAUGAAAGACGCGCGAGCCAGAACAACCGCCUUGACCCGAGGGCCUUCAACGCGCCUCUCGACUCGCAGAGCCGCGCUGCGUCCUACAGGUUCCUGACGAGCUCGACGCUCUCAGGC
This is a messenger RNA of Cryphonectria parasitica EP155, 731 nucleotides long. RefSeq lists its product as uncharacterized. The annotation marks the transcript as partial. The record is from RefSeq and is a predicted model, not a curated record. Lineage: Eukaryota; Fungi; Ascomycota; Sordariomycetes; Diaporthales; Cryphonectriaceae. The transcript has a single exon.